GGCGGUGAUCUCCAUUUAGUUGUCGAGCCGAGGGAAAUCUAAACAGACGAAAAUGCGAGCAUCCGCAGUGUUAGUCGGCCUGCUGCUGGUGGCCAGCUGCUCCUCGAUCCUGGCCAGGCCGCAGGACAGCAGCAGCAGCUCAACCACCAGCACCACCACCCCGAAGCCCGAGGAGUCGACCACCAGCACAACGACGACCACGGAGAAACCCAAGUCGGAGUCCACAACUCCUAGUACCACCACUACUAGCACCAUUCCCAGCACCACCCCCAGCACCACCCCCAGCACCACCCCCAGCACCACUCCUAGCACCACUCCCAGCACCACCCCCAGCACCACUCCUAGCACCACCCCCAGCACCACUCCCAGCACCACCCCCAGCACCACUCCCAGCACCACUCCUAGCACCACUCCCAGCACCACAACCACCACCACCACUCCAAAGCCGGAUGAAGAUGAGGCCGCCAAGCUGCUGCAGCAAUGUGCCGAGCUGACCCACCGGAAGAAGCGCGGUGGUUCGUCCUCUUCCGAAGAGGACGACAGUGGUGAGAAGAAAUCGGCGAAGAAAGAGCGCAAGCAGUUGAAGAAGCUCUGCAAGCAGUUGAAGAAGCAGCAGGAGCGCAAGCAGGAGAAGGCCCAGAAGUCGGCCCUAUCCGAACUGGCCGAUGCCCUGCGAAACUACAACCAGAAGCAGAAGAAUUAAAGAGAGAGUCUUCUAUUUUUUUUAUUUUUUUUAUUUUAUAGUGUAUUUUAUUUUAUUUAACAAAAAUCAACGAAUAAAAAGGUUAUGACAUUUACAAAAAAAAUUGUUUAGA
Molecule: messenger RNA, 815 nt
Organism: Drosophila biarmipes
Lineage: Eukaryota; Metazoa; Arthropoda; Insecta; Diptera; Drosophilidae
Exons: 1
Coding region: 53-703 (216 amino acids)
Source: RefSeq, a predicted model, not a curated record